AUGACGUUAGAGACGGGGAAGAAAAACAUCUUGAAAUUGCCAACAUCUGCUAUGAUCGAUGUUUUCAAUGAUGUGAAAAAGCGGAAUCAACGCAAUAGCGCCGCCGGCGGUUCCUUCACCGCUGCCGCCGCCGCCGCCGCCGCCGCAAUCGGCGACGACGACCGACGAGAAUCGAUAGGCGGUGGUGGCGGCGACACGAUGGCGGAUUUGCGAACGGGAGGAUGGGCGCGGCCUUUGCUGCCGGCUGCCGGCGGCGAUGAUGACGAUGCGCGCUCGACUCCUCGACGUCAAGAACUCUUCGCUGACCCCACUCAUCAAGCGGAGACGUCGCCUCGAGCGCUCAGCAAAGGCGCUCGAUCGUUCUCGGCCCGCGUUCUCAUCAACGUGCGUAUUUGA
Messenger RNA from Necator americanus (New World hookworm), 396 nucleotides. RefSeq lists its product as uncharacterized. Bases 1 to 396 code for a protein of 131 amino acids. The record is from RefSeq and is a predicted model, not a curated record. NCBI's taxonomy places the organism in Eukaryota, Metazoa, Nematoda, Chromadorea, Rhabditida, Ancylostomatidae. The transcript is spliced from 2 exons.